GUGUGCUUUUUUUGCGACAGUUCAGGAAGCAUCUACAAACACCCACAGAAACGAGCAAGAGUUGGUGCUUUCUCCUGUGAAGGAGUACAGCAAAAGCAGCACCAUGUUGCCGACCACCUCGCCGAACAGCAACGGCGCCCUCAGUUCCAGGGAUGCUGCUCGCCACACAGCAGGUGCCAAACGCUACAAGUACCUGAGGCGGCUGCUCCACUUCAGACAGAUGGACUUUGAAUUCGCCCUGUGGCAGAUGCUUUACUUGUUUACGUCACCACAGAGAGUGUACCGCAACUUCCACUACAGGAAACAGACCAAGGAUCAGUGGGCCAGGGACGAUCCUGCCUUUUUGGUCCUGCUCAGCAUCUGGCUAUGUGUAUCAACAAUAGGCUUUGGUCUUGUGCUGGACAUGGGAGUUGUGGAGACUCUGAAACUCCUGCUGUGGGUGGUCUUUGUUGACUGUAUAGGAGUCGGUCUGCUCAUAUCAACCUUUAUGUGGGUGAUCAGCAACAAAUACCUGCUAAAACAACCCAGCAGAAACUUUGAUGUGGAGUGGGGCUACGCGUUUGAUGUUCACCUCAAUGCGUUCUACCCGCUUCUCGUCAUCCUGCACUUCCUGCAGCUUUUCUUCAUCAACCACAUUGUGGUGAUAAAUUCAGAAUGGUUCCUGGGAUACUUCGUUGGGAACACUUUGUGGCUGAUCGCCAUUGGUUAUUAUCUUUAUAUCACCUUCUUGGGCUACAACGCUCUACCCUUCCUGAAGAACACCGUGGUGCUGCUCUACCCCUUCGCUCUGCUUGGCCUCAUCUACAUCCUCUCCAUCUCGCUCGGUUGGAACUUUACUCAGGGCCUCUGCUGGUUUUACAAGCACAGAGUCGAGUAGAACCAGUUUGCCUCUGAGGAUGGACACUAACUGGCUCUCGGCCAACUCUAAAUCUAUUUUAAAUUCACAUCUACGUGACAAUGAAUCCAUUCCCAGCUGCUGUCAGGCAACAUGUGGUUGAGGGGGAUCUCUAGUCGAUUCUUAGUGAACUGGGACUUUACUGUUCAGCUCUAAUGUUGAGUUGGAGCUCCAGCGUCAGUGAUGUGUUUGGACUAGUUGCAGAAACAACGGGGACAGAUGACGCGCAGCUUUUAUUGGUGUUCCUUUUGUAUGAUUUGUAAAUAGUACUCGGCAGGUUGUAAUAUAUACCCAGAGGGUUGUUUCUGAAGAGGAUAAGUGCGCUUUGUUUUUUUGAGUUUUCUUAAAAAAGACAGAAAAAAUUCAAAUCCUGCUUAUUGAAGAGAAAAAGUGAAAGUGGAGGAAUGUAGGAUGCACAUUUUUUUUUUUCCAUUUUCUUUUUUUUCUCAAAGUGUACAUUCCAAAGCACUUUCAAUAAAAGGUUUUAUGAACUUAAA
Amphiprion ocellaris (clown anemonefish) is the source of this 1392-nucleotide messenger RNA. RefSeq names its product unc-50 homolog (C. elegans) (gene unc50). Lineage: Eukaryota; Metazoa; Chordata; Actinopteri; Pomacentridae. The record is from RefSeq and is a predicted model, not a curated record. The coding region runs from base 104 to 877 and encodes 257 amino acids. The transcript is spliced from 6 exons. Gene Ontology annotation, cellular component: Golgi membrane.